UCUAAGGUGGUAGAGGCCAGUGAUUCUCCAGGCCGCUUCUCCUAGAAAAGUCAUCUUCUCGCGAACCUUUAAAGUCCCUGCCUCCGGAGGCACCUCAAGGGACUAGGACUGACUGCCUUAUCUUUUUCCUCCUUCCAAAAGUCCCGUUUGCUAUCAUGGGGAUGUACCAAGUGAGACGGAGUAGGGGGACCGAGUGGUGACCGGCACGCUGGUCACUGGCUGCUGCCCACUUCAGCGUUAGCAAACUUCUAGCAAGAUCGGAACUGAGUACUAAACAACCUCUACACUUCCCCCCGGGCGCCAUUCCAGGGCCGGCGCCACAUUCCCCAGUGGGCGCGCAAUGGCCGCGCCCCCUCCCGCUGCGGACGGGUCUUUUGGUACAUGCAGUCCGAGGUCGCCAUGGAUCGGAUGAAGAAGAUCAAACGGCAGCUGUCAAUGACACUCCGAGGGGGCCGAGGUGUAGAUAAGACCAAUGGUGCCCCUGAACAGAUAGGCCUGGAUGAGAGUGGUGGUGGCGGCGGCAGUGACCUUGGAGAGGGCCCCACACAUGCUGCCUCUGGGGAACCUCGCUCUGGACGGGGCCCACUCAGCUCUGCACCAGAGAUUGUACACGAGGACUUGAAGAUGGGGUCUGAUGGGGAAAGUGACCAGGCUUCAGCCACGUCCUCGGAUGAGGUGCAGUCACCAGUGAGGGUGCGCAUGCGCAACCAUCCCCCACGCAAGAUCUCCACUGAGGACAUCAACAAGCGCCUAUCACUACCAGCCGACAUCCGGCUGCCCGAGGGCUACCUUGAGAAGCUGACCCUCAAUAGCCCCAUCUUCGACAAGCCCCUCAGCCGCCGCCUCCGCCGUGUCAGCCUGUCUGAGAUUGGCUUUGGGAAACUGGAGACCUACAUCAAGCUGGACAAGCUGGGAGAGGGUACCUAUGCCACCGUCUACAAAGGCAAAAGCAAGCUCACAGACAACCUCGUGGCACUCAAGGAGAUCAGACUGGAACACGAAGAGGGGGCACCCUGCACCGCCAUCCGAGAAGUGUCCCUGCUCAAGGACCUCAAACACGCCAACAUCGUCACGCUACACGACAUCAUUCACACAGAGAAGUCCCUCACCCUUGUCUUUGAGUACCUGGACAAGGACCUGAAGCAGUACCUGGAUGACUGUGGGAACGUCAUCAACAUGCACAACGUGAAACUGUUCCUGUUCCAGCUGCUCCGUGGCCUGGCCUACUGCCACCGGCAGAAGGUGCUACACCGAGACCUCAAGCCCCAGAACCUGCUCAUCAAUGAGAGAGGAGAGCUCAAGCUGGCCGACUUUGGCCUGGCCCGGGCCAAGUCAAUUCCAACGAAGACCUACUCCAAUGAGGUGGUAACACUGUGGUACCGGCCCCCCGACAUCCUGCUCGGGUCCACAGACUACUCCACUCAGAUUGACAUGUGGGGUGUGGGCUGCAUCUUCUAUGAGAUGGCCACAGGCCGGCCCCUCUUCCCGGGCUCCACGGUGGAGGAACAGCUGCACUUCAUCUUCCGCAUCUUGGGAACCCCAACUGAGGAGACAUGGCCGGGCAUCCUGUCCAAUGAAGAGUUCAAGACAUACAACUACCCCAAGUACCGAGCUGAGGCCCUUCUGAGCCAUGCACCCCGACUUGACAGCGACGGGGCUGACCUCCUCACCAAGCUGCUGCAGUUUGAAGGUCGCAAUCGGAUCUCCGCAGAAGAUGCCAUGAAACAUCCAUUCUUCCUCAGUCUGGGGGAACGGAUCCACAAACUUCCUGACACUACUUCCAUAUUUGCACUAAAGGAGAUCCAGCUACAAAAGGAGGCCAGCAUUCGGUCUUCGUCAAUGCCUGACUCAGGCAGGCCAGCUUUCCGAGUGGUGGACACCGAGUUCUAAGCCACAGACCGAGGCCCCAGCAGGCAGCAGCUGGAGGGAUGCCAUACCCCUCACAGGGCAGCCCCCAACUGCAUCAUCCUCCCUGCUUGCUGCCUGCCUACCUGCCUGACUCAUGCUCGCCUGCCCACAUGUCCCUUGCUGCCUGUCUGAACAUCCGACCAUUGGCCUGUCGGCCCACCCAUUGGCCUGUCUGCUGGGUGCUAACAAAGUUCUCAUCGCUCCUU
Molecule: messenger RNA, 2114 nt
Organism: Balaenoptera ricei (Rice's whale)
Lineage: Eukaryota; Metazoa; Chordata; Mammalia; Artiodactyla; Balaenopteridae
Gene: CDK16
Product: cyclin dependent kinase 16
Exons: 16
Coding region: 382-1890 (502 amino acids)
Biological process (GO): neuron projection development; protein phosphorylation; exocytosis
Cellular component (GO): nucleus; synaptic vesicle; cytoplasm
Molecular function (GO): protein kinase activity; ATP binding
Source: RefSeq, a predicted model, not a curated record